AUGGCAGGCUCAAGAUCCGAUUCGAUGGUUUCGGGUAAAGAAAGUGACAAGAUACCUUUGACGAGGGCCGAUGGAUUGGUUUUGGUGUUGGAUACGCCGAAAGGAAGAGGUGUAUUUGCGAAUAAAGAUAUACCAGGGAGAUCUGUUAUAGAAGUAUGUCCGGUUUUGGUUCUCGAUCCGGUGGAAAAUGAGGAAUAUAUUAGAAAAACGGAGUUGUAUCACUAUACCUAUAAUUGGCCAUAUACACCUCCAAAAAAGCAAGAAAAUAAUAUGCAGCCAAAUCAAAAUGGAAUUUCAAAAAUUCCUACAAUGACACAAGCUGUGAUUUUAGGACUGGGAAGCAUGUUUAAUCAUUCUGUACCGAACCAGAAUGUGGGAUGGGAAAGAGAUGUAGCACGACAAUUAAUGACUUAUACGGCUUUGAGAGAUAUCCAGAAAGGGGAAGAACUCUGUAUCUCUUAUGGGCAGAGGCUUACGUUUAAAGAUACCGAAGAGCCGGUGCAUCAAGAUUCUGAUGAUUGGACGGAAGUUAUGAACUAUAUCGAUUUCAUUGGGUAA
This is a messenger RNA of Glarea lozoyensis ATCC 20868, 558 nucleotides long. RefSeq names its product SET. The transcript is spliced from 3 exons. Lineage: Eukaryota; Fungi; Ascomycota; Leotiomycetes; Helotiales; Helotiaceae. The record is from RefSeq and is a predicted model, not a curated record. Gene Ontology annotation, molecular function: protein binding. Bases 1 to 558 code for a protein of 185 amino acids.